AUGACACAUCCGAACUCUUUCGCAUUUGACGACUUUGUCGUUUGGCCGCCGUCCGAGCCUCCCGACUUGCUCGCCGAUUACACGACCGGCAUUCCGACCGACCGUCUAUCGUCUAAGACCUCUCCGUCAACGGACGCCGAUGCCGACGAUGUCGCCUUGGCCAGUCAAAGCACGGCGCGGCGCGAUCGGGGACUGUCAUUUAAUGGCCGCGAAAGACACCGAGCAGACCUGGUUCUUGUGCCUCGCGCUUUCUGGGCUGCAAUUCUGCAGCCCAAGCUCGAGAAGCUUCUCGACAAAAAGCUCCUACCGAAUAAGGCAUACAAGGCCGAAGAAACUAAUGUUGUGGUAUCCGUCACGGAUCGCUCGGAGCGGGACCUCGUUAAGCGGUUUGACGAACUGGACAUUGAGUGGGCCAUCCUGGAGAGGCAGCUCCAGGCAUGGAGUAGACUAUUUCGUGCCGGGAAGAAGCUCAGAAUCCAGAUGUCAUUCAAGUACGUCGAGACGAGCCGAUCGCGGAACGCAACAGCGCGGCAGGCUACCAAGCGAGUGUUUUCGUCCACCUCCGACCGGAUGCUCUCCGAGCGGGCCAUGCAGCUUGAUGCUGAAGAAGUCUCAGGUCAUCCAUCCAUCUGGCGUGAAGUGUAUAAUCUGAUGCGAUUCCCUGGGCCGCCUUGCCACCUAGGACCAUACUGCUGGCGUGACUCCAUUGGAAACAGGCACUACAAGCUAAAGACUCACCACCUGAGAAACCUCAUCAAAUGCGUAGAACAAGGUUGCAGUUUACAAACCCACGACGAUAUGCCACAUGAAAUACGCGAACAGCUGUAUGCUAAGGAAGCGCAGUAUGCGGAGCGGCAAAGGAAGCAAGGGGCCUCCCAGGCUAACUUUCCGCCCAUCAACAUUACCAACGUUAUGCCCGCCACCCCUCAGGCCUCAACGCUGAGUUCGGUACCAGCAACACCUGAAUCCACAGGACUAGUUUCAUGUGAUCAUUCUGCUCGGCUUGAAAUACCAGGGUUGCGUGAUAUUGCCGUCAAGCGGUAUUGCGAUUGGCAAUGUUGGCAAGUUAGUGAUGAAGCUCUUAAGAUGGAGUACUGGAAAGCUUGUGAUUUGACACUGGCCUAUGGUCUGGACCUUGAGCAGGUCUUCAAGGACCAAGAUGCGGCGUUUUAUAUAGACAAUAGCGUGAAGAGAGGCAUUGCUCGGCGGGUUGUUAGUGACAUUGGCGCGUGGGCUCAGCAACAAAACUUCUAG
Chaetomium globosum CBS 148.51 is the source of this 1254-nucleotide messenger RNA. RefSeq lists its product as uncharacterized. NCBI's taxonomy places the organism in Eukaryota, Fungi, Ascomycota, Sordariomycetes, Sordariales, Chaetomiaceae. The record is from RefSeq and is a predicted model, not a curated record. Bases 1 to 1254 code for a protein of 417 amino acids. The transcript has 2 exons.